Salvia hispanica is the source of this 2264-nucleotide messenger RNA. RefSeq names its product acyl-coenzyme A oxidase 3, peroxisomal-like. The record is from RefSeq and is a predicted model, not a curated record. NCBI's taxonomy places the organism in Eukaryota, Viridiplantae, Streptophyta, Magnoliopsida, Lamiales, Lamiaceae. Gene Ontology annotation, cellular component: peroxisome. Gene Ontology annotation, molecular function: fatty acid binding; acyl-CoA oxidase activity; FAD binding. Gene Ontology annotation, biological process: fatty acid beta-oxidation using acyl-CoA oxidase; lipid homeostasis.
UACUUCAAAAUCUUCAAUUCAAUUCAAUCCGAUCACAAUCCGAUCACAAUCAAUGGAGAAAGCGAAUUUCAGAACCCGAAUUCUAGCCAGGCACCUCCAAAAUCACGCCGGCGAAUCAUCAUCCGCCGCCGUAUCGCGGUCGCCGUGCCUCAGCUACGCGCCGCCGGAGGCCUCGGCGGCGUCGUUCGACGUGAGCUCGAUGCGGAAGCUGAUGGACGGGCACAAUUUGGGGGAGCGCGACUGGCUGUUCAAUCUGAUGGUGCAGAGCAAGGUGUUCAACCCGAGGCUGCGGGGCGGGAAGGUCUUCGUGGCGCCCGAUUACAAUCAGUCGAUGGAGCAGCAGCGGGAGAUGACGAUGAAGAGGAUCCAGUACCUGCUCGAUCGCGGCGUGUUCGAGGGGUGGAUGACGGGGAAGGGAUCGGAGGCGGAGAUGCGGAAGCUGGCGCUGCUGGAGGUGAUCACGAUCUUCGAUCACUCGCUCGCGAUUAAAAUUGGCGUUCACUUCUUUUUGUGGGGUGGUGCUAUCCAGUUUUUCGGUACAAAAAGGCACCACGAUAAGUGGCUGCGCGCCACAGAAACUUACUUGAUGAAGGGAUGCUUUGCAAUGACAGAGUUGGGACAUGGAAGUAAUGUUCGAGGCAUAGAGACGAUAACCACGUAUGAUCCUAGAACCGAAGAGUUUAUCAUCAACACUCCCUGCGAAUCAGCUCAGAAAUACUGGAUCGGUGGAGCAGCUAACCAUGCAACGCACACAGUGGUCUUCUCGCAGCUCAACAUUGAGGGCAAGAAUGAGGGCGUCCAUGCGUUUAUCACCCAGAUUAGAGAUGCAGAUGGCAAUAUCUGUCCCAAUAUCCGGAUAGCUGAUUGUGGACAUAAGAUUGGUUUGAAUGGUGUUGACAACGGUCGAAUAUGGUUUGAUAACGUUCGCAUACCCAGAGAGAAUAUAUUGAACUCCGUUGCUGAUGUUUCUUCUGAUGGAAAAUAUCUGAGCGCAAUAAAGGACGCUGACCAGAGGUUUGGUGCAUUCAUGGCCCCUUUGACAUCCGGACGUGUUACAAUAGCAGUCAGUGCCGUUUACAUGGCAAAGAUGAGUUUAGCUAUUGCCAUAAGAUAUUCAUUGACAAGGAGAGCAUUUUCAAUCACACCGAAUGGUGCUGAGGUUCUUUUGCUCGACUACCCUAGUCAUCAGCGCCGCCUUCUGCCUCUUCUGGCAAAAACAUAUGCCAUGAGCUUUGCUGGCAACUACUUGAAACUGCUCUAUGUUCGGAGGACUCCUCAGUUGAUCAAAACACUCCAUGUAGUUUCAAGUGGCCUCAAGGCAGCACUCACGUGGCACAACAUGCGAACUCUUCAAGAGUGUCGGGAGGCGUGUGGAGGGCAAGGGUUGAAGACAGAAAACCGUAUUGGUCAGCUGAAAGCUGAAUAUGACGUGCAGUCUACUUUCGAGGGUGACAACAAUGUCCUUAUGCAGCAGGUUAGCAAGGCACUGUUAGCAGAGUACAUCGCAACUAAAAGGAAAAACAAACCGUUCAAAGAGUUAGGUCUCGAACACAUGAACAAACCUAGCCCUACAAUUCCCUCGCAACUUUCGUCUUCCACAGUGCAUAGCUCGCAGUUUCAGAAUGAUAUCUUCUGCUUGAGAGAAAGAGACCUAUUAAACCGAUUUGCUGCUGAAGUCUCCAAAUACCAAGCUCAGGGAGAAAGCAAAGAGUCUGCAUUUAACGCGAGUUAUCAGCUCGCUGAAGAUCUGGGAAGAGCCUUCACCGACCUCGCAAUCUUGCAGACUUUCGUGGAAGCUGAGAACAGCGUGACAGACGCAUCCUUGAAGAAUGUGUUGAGUCUAGUGAGGUCGAUGUACGUUCUGGUCACGUUGGAUGAAGAUCCUGCGUUCCUCCGGUACGGCUACUUAACAACGGAGAAUGCUGCAGUUGUGAGGCAAGAGGUUGCUAACCUUUGCAGCGAAAUCCGGCCACACGCGCUCGCGUUGGUGGAAUCCUUCGGCAUUCCUGACGCUUUUCUGAGCCCUAUCGCGUUCGACUGGGUUGCAGCUAAUGCGUGGUCGGGGUCUCAAGACUAGGUUAGGCGCGCGAUUGGCCUCGUCUACGAAGCUUACUACUCGAAUCGAGACUAUAUGUAUGUGUGUGUAAAACUAUUCAUGAGACUAAAUAAAAGAAAAUGUUUUCAAAGAUUGUAUAUUCUCAUCUCUUGUAUAUUCUUGACUCUUGGAAUCACAUGGAUUUGAAAAAAAAUUGCUUUUCUAUAUA